AUGACAAGACAAGAUCAGAAGGCUUUGCGUUUCCAAAAUCGAAUCGGCCCACCUCAGAGUGGAGAGGAACUCGUGCCACUUCUUUCUCGGCGCUUGGAGGUCUGCGAGCUUUCAGGCCUGCGGAAGUUCGGCAGCGCCGAGGAGAAGAACGGAGAGAUGUGCAAAGUGUCCUUCUUCCAGCUUGGUGGGGAUCCUUACUUGGCUCUGGGAUCCAAAAACGUGACGCUGGUGAUCAAUGUGGCCAAUAAGAAGAAAGCCUUGGCGGACCUGGCAGCUUAUGAGGAAGAAAGAUACCAGUUUGCGGUGGAAAUGGCCGAAGUCUUUCUUGAUCAACUCUUCGAUGAGCUCAGUGAAAAUCAGAGGAAGCAACUCAUCAGCUUUGUGACCGAGAAAGGAGCCACGCUCUGUGGGGAGUCGAUCUCCCCGAUGCAUCAACAUAUUCAAAGCUAUCGAGAUGGGCAUGGAAAGAUCCAGGCCCACAUCCGGUUCUUCUCAGUGACAUCUCCGAAGGCAGCAUCCUGCAGCGGCUUAACUUUGUUGGACCCAGUGGAGGCCGCUCAGCACUUCCGGGCAUGGGGCCUUCAUGCUGUGGAGGCGAUUGAUGAGGCGAGGGAGUCGCUUCGGAACGCAGUGGACAAGAUGGAAAAGAAACACCUUCUUCUGCCCAAUCGAGAAGGUGCAGUGGUGUAUGUUGUGCUCCGCAAAGCAAACUCCACGCGCACCGCGCUCGUCUACAAGUGGAAGAAUGCCUGGUAUGUCACGGUGCGGGCGCUGCGGGAGAAGUUCUGCAAGCGAGCCUCUGAGGCCCGCAUCCGGAGCCGCAUCCGCUUGCUGCACGUGCACCACCCGGAAGAGCAGCAACUUGUGGAGGACUUUAUGUCCUUCUACCGCUUCGUGCUGCUGUUGCUUUCAGAGAAAGCAAUUCUGGAGCAUCUGGGGAGCCUUUGGGUGGCACUGAAAGCUGCCCAUGACGCCUUUCAGGCUGGCUCUGACAGAUGGUUUGAGGAUCUUCCUACAUCGUUGACAUCGCAGAUGCAUCCGCGCUGGCUGGAGCUCUUUCCUUGCUUGUAUGCUACUCUGAAGGCUCAGUGUCCGCUGGAGCACUGGGUAGAGCUGCUCCGGAAGCACCGAGCGUUGCUGGAGAUGCCAAAACAGGUUGGACACCCGGUGGAGGGGGACGAAAGAUCGAUGACCCACCACUUCUGUUGCACGCCACAGGCCUUGCCAGAGCCCAUGGCGGAGCCCGGCGAAGCCCUGACGCUGCUGGCGGUGCUGGUGCGGGGGCUGCAGGGCAGCGGGAAAUCCACACUUUGCCGUGCGCUAGCGCAUUUGACUCAAGGGGAGUGGAUCAACCAAGAUGAAGUGGCUGCAGGAGCUCGCAGGGGCAGCAGUGCCAAAGAGCUCUUCUUAAAGGCGAUCCAAGCUGCGGCAGCCAAGCCACAUGUGCGCUACAUAUUCAUCGACAAGAUCCACAUCUUGAAACAGCACCGCGACGAUGUGGUGUCGGCAGUGACACAAGGCUUUCAGGGCCGUGAGGGGCGGGUGGCUUUGGUCCUGCUGAACCUUUGCCAUCCGGAUGAUGAUGAGGGCGACUAUCAACAGGCAGCAGAGCGCUGCACCGCUCGGAUCUCACAGCGUGGCCUGGGACAUUUGUCGCUGGUGCCCCAGGCUACCGAUGCAGCUGCCGUGGUCCGUGCUGCAGGGGAGGAGACGACCCGCGAUGCCGAAGUCCUCACGGAUGAGGAGAAGUGCAGCUUCGACCUUUGUGCAGAUUUGGACCUUCGCCUCCCACGGCUGAUGCUCCUCGCUGAGGCCAUGAAGACUCUUCAGCAGGGCAACUUCUUGGAGACCUUCAGUGAGGAGCUCAUGGAAGAGGCAGUGCAAGUUGCGCAGAACCACGAGCUGAAGCUCUCGGCCAGGUGGAAGACCCUCUACUGGAUGGUGGCUUUGGACUGGAGCUUUCUUUGGCACGACUCUGCCCGAGAACUGCGGGAGAUGCUGGCCGAAGCCAUCGACAUGUGUCCGGAUCUGGCGCCGAUCAACGACCCACACGUACACCGGGUGGCAUCUAUUUGGGAGGUGGUUACAUCAGCGCAGGCGUAG
Durusdinium trenchii is the source of this 2103-nucleotide messenger RNA. Lineage: Eukaryota; Dinophyceae; Suessiales; Symbiodiniaceae. The record is from the annotation of a GenBank genome assembly.